Cephus cinctus (wheat stem sawfly) is the source of this 2762-nucleotide messenger RNA. RefSeq names its product protein cortex. Bases 882 to 2522 code for a protein of 546 amino acids. NCBI's taxonomy places the organism in Eukaryota, Metazoa, Arthropoda, Insecta, Hymenoptera, Cephidae. Gene Ontology annotation, biological process: anaphase-promoting complex-dependent catabolic process; positive regulation of anaphase-promoting complex-dependent catabolic process; positive regulation of ubiquitin protein ligase activity. Gene Ontology annotation, molecular function: ubiquitin ligase activator activity; anaphase-promoting complex binding; protein binding. The transcript is spliced from 8 exons. Gene Ontology annotation, cellular component: anaphase-promoting complex. The record is from RefSeq and is a predicted model, not a curated record.
CAAGGGCUAAAUAAAAAUAUCAUUUUUUUUUGACGACAUAAGCACCAACUCUUAAUAUACAAAUUAAAAGAAAUGAUUUUAUCUUCGAUUAAAGAUUUCAUUCACUCAUUAUGGAAAUAAAUGUACGAAUGAUUUUGAAUGAUAUAGUUAAUAACAUCAAUCAUACCCAAUCAAUCGUAAUUUUCUUUAAUGCCUCAUUUACGAAAUGCAGUAUUCAUAAUCGUUACUCAGCGGAAUUUAAUGAGAAAAAGAUUCUCAUUUGUAAUGAGAAAAAGAUUUUUCAAUGACCAUAAAUAUUCAUGUUCGUCGGAGAUUAUUAUCUUUGAAUUUCCUGCUGAAUGCGUAAAUAGCAGCCGCUCUAAACUAUAAUAAUAUCUCAAUAUAAUGACCUUAAAAAACAUUAAUAUUUCAUGUACAGACUCCUAACAUUAUUAGGUUAUUUGUUAACUGCAUAACAUUGAUAACGAUAACAAGUAUACACGAAGAAAAUAAGCAUCUGUCAUACAGAUAAUAACGAUUUAAAAUUGUUAAAGCGUUUUGCCAGAUUUACCCUGUUAUAUACAAAAGCGUCUUUAUUAUUGUUUGAAAUGUUGAAUUUAUUAGACACGUUAUUUGUCCUUGAAUACACUUUACGUCCAUAUUAUUCCAAGUAUAAUAUACAAAAGCGCCAAGUCGCUGUAUCCCUUAUUUACACGGUGAUCAAUUUGUCAUCAAUAACAAAAUUCAAUCAGUCUACACAUAACAGGCAAAGUCUUAUGACUAAAUUAAAUUUCAUUCGUGUGUUAGCUAUCUCAUUCUAUAUUCUGUACUGUUCUAACAUUCAUCAUUUAAACCGGGUUACACAUGCGUGUUCGACUAAACUAAUUUUAUCUGUGCAUUGAAUGCUUAUCGGAGCUCCUGGUGUAUCUAGAUCAGCCACAAUCGUGCGAUAUUCACCAAGCAAGAUGUACCGAGCAGCCCUCGAUUGGCAAGAGAAUGAACACAGGAUUGGGAGUGUGUACAAUACCCCAUUGCGCGGUAGCCUCGUGAAGUCUUCAAAACGUCGUUUACUGGAUAAACUGUUCAAAGCGGAAGAGUCUCCCAUAUACACACUGAAACCUACAAAAGGAAUACCAUACCGAAUCUCAAACUAUACUGUCUGCCCGUACGAUAGAUUUAUAUCAAACAGACGGCAUUUGAAUCUGGAAGCUGCCAACCAUCUAUUAACAAAGGAGCCAAUAAUUUCACGUAGGAAAAACAUGUUGGAUCUCUUUGCACAGGUGGGAUCUAUAAAGAGCUCAUGGCAGAAGAAAUUGAUGAAAUAUACUUUCGAAAAGACAGAUGUCAUAGGCGGACUGAAGCAAGGGAGAUUGUUGACCCUAAGCAAACCUUCAACGUCUGAUGGAACCGUUCCUGGUCACCUCAUAGGAAAACCUAAGGAGUUUUGGGACGAUAAUCAUGAUGAUGACUGCAUAUGGGAUUCGCGAUCGCGAAAAAAACCCCUGUUGGGUACUGCCGAAUUCAUUUUGGAUGACAUAACUUUUCAACCUACCAUUCAAAAGAAUCUUCUGGACUGGAGCGCGUUGAAUAUAAUUGCUGGCACUGAUAGGUAUUCGAUAACACUAUUUCCUAUUACCACAAAUAUUGUACCGGUUGUUCGAAUUAAGGAAGAAGAAUACGUAUCUGCUGUUAAAUUUAGCCGCUGUGGUAAUAAACUUGCUACAGCUACUUUAAACGCAUACGUGUCAGUUCAGCUUUUCGAACCAAAAAAGAAAUUAUGGAAAUCCGUUUGUACAUGUGCAGAAGAAUUUGAUUUAUUCUGUAGCGUUAAUUGCAUUGAGUGGUCAAUUAACGAUAAAGAAAUUGUUACAGGAUGUACUGAAGGAAGAUUAGUCGUAUAUAGUGCUUCUUCAGGCAAGAAGAUAUUACAAAGACAAAUACAUAGAAGCGAAAUUUACACAGUAUUAUUUUCCAUGGAUUUUCGAUUUGUAGCAUCCGCUAGUCGUGAUACGACAGUUCGAAUUUCUUCUUGGCCCCAUCUGUUAUCUAUAAUGGAAAUAGGAUUUUACUGCUCCCUUCGGGCUAUUGCCUGGCAUCCAUGGGAAAAUGCUAAGCUCGCAAUUGGUGGAGGAUCAGGCGAUACGGCUCUGACUUUAUGGAAUGUCAACACAAGGCGAUUAUUGGGAUAUCGUCGAGUUGUUGGCUGGGGUUGUAUCGAUUCUUUAUCCUGGAACAAACUUAGUGGAGAACUAGUAGUCAACUGGUAUUUUUGGGAAACAAAAUCCGCGACGGUAGUUGUUCUUGCGAGUUUAGAUCAUGUUGUCGACGUAGUUCCUGUUCCGGAUAAAACUCGAAUUUUUUACACGAUUACAAGUCCAGAUGGCAAACAAUUAGGUACUCAGUUCAACAGAAAUUUUAGUGUUUGGAACUUUUUUGGCGAUGAGUAUUACAUUCGACAAAAAACUCAUAAGUUCAACGAGAAUCAUUCAGCAAACAUAGGAACUGACGUAACAAAAAAUUUUAUGUAUUAUAAUAUUCGAUAGCUACUGCAAUAUAUGGUAGCCCAAUUUUCCAGGAAAUUACAUUUUAUAUGUACGUUUUAUUGGUAAAAAGUUUCGUUUUAUACGCUCAGUCCAUCAAUAAGUAAUAUAAUUUUCAAGGAACCAUUCAUCUAUGAGUUUCAACAUACAAAAGUUCUUUAAGCUUCAUGUUUUACUUAUAGAUUGACUACAUGGUCAAAAGUGAUUCGAUUAAUGCAUUUCUGUAAUCAUAAAUGAUGUCAA